Messenger RNA from Verticillium nonalfalfae, 654 nucleotides. RefSeq lists its product as uncharacterized. NCBI's taxonomy places the organism in Eukaryota, Fungi, Ascomycota, Sordariomycetes, Glomerellales, Plectosphaerellaceae. The coding region runs from base 1 to 654 and encodes 217 amino acids. The record is from RefSeq and is a predicted model, not a curated record. The transcript has a single exon.
AUGAUUCAUUCAAGCCGUUGGGCUCCCGCUCAUCUGUCGAGCCAGGCUAGCGAGGAUCCGAGCAUGCCGCCCAUCACGCUGGACGACAUGCCCGGCCCUCACUCGUCGACUUUGGAAGAGGCGAGAGACGAGGAAGGGUACUCGAGUGCCGAGGAUUAUGCGUCUAUGGAGCCUCGGAGCGAUUCGUCUGGUGAGAGUAGACAGGAUACUUCUGAUGGGGAAGAAACCUCGGAACUCUCUAGAGAUGGCGAGCAGGACGUCCCAGCCGGUGACCCUGAUGAGGGAGACUGGCAUGUUGUCGACGAUGCGGCGGGGCCGGACCCGGACCGCACGGUCGCGACGCUGCUGAACAUGCUGUGUAUACUGGACAGGCAGGCCCGAGACCUUGAGAAGAGGGGGUAUGAGAUGAACAGUAGGAGGGGCGAGGUCGAGAGGCAGCUGUUGAGGACUGAGCCGUGGGCGCUGGCGCGGGAGAUGACGGGCGAGGAGGCGUUCUGGUGGGAGCGGCGGGACGGGAGCGGUGGCCGCGAGAUUGAGGAGCUGAGAAAGCUUGCUAUAGGGACGGUCGGUCUUGAGGUAGCGGUGAAGGAUGUUGAGAGGAGGAGGGAGAGGGUAGUUCGACUGUUGGUUGAGGUUUGGGGUCGUGGGAUUUAG